AUGAAGAUGCUGGUGGUGUUUGUGAUCCUCCUGCAGGAUUCCCAGCAUGCCUUGGGUCUGGAGGUGUAUGAGGGAGUGGAGUCUGUCCCGCUGCCCUGCCGGGCCUUUUCUGUACCAGAGUUUGCCAUGCUGGUGUGGAGCCGCUACGACCUCAGUCUUCCAAUCAUCCAUCGGCGUAGCCGGGCAGGCGAUGAGCUGAGUGACCAGAACCAGCAUUACAGCAGCAGAACAUCCAUGAAGACCGACUCUAUGCAGACCGGAGACUUCAGCCUCACUCUGAGAAAACCCAUUCUCUCUGACAGCAGCUCCUACACCUGCACCCUCACAGCAUUUGGAAGGGAACAGACACUGGCAGAAAUACAUCUGCAGGUCAAAGUGUCCCACCGAGUCUUCACCCUUGAGGUGUACAAGGGGGCAGAGUCGGUCCUGUUACCCUGUCAGAUCCCGUUUGUAUCUGGACCCACCACAGUGGUGUGGAGCCGCUACGACCUCAGUCUUCCAACCGUCCACCAGCAUCAGCAGGAGGGGAAACAACUGGAAGAACAAAACCAGCGUUACAGAGACCGAACGUCCAUGAAGGCUGACGCUCUGCAGACCGGAAACUUCAGCCUCACUCUGAGGAAACCCCACAUCUUUGAUAGCGGCAAUUAUACCUGCACCAUCAGAAUGAUGGGAGAAGAACCGAGACUGACAGACGUUCACCUGCAGGUCAAAGAACCUUAUGUUUUCCCCAUUGAGGCCUGGGUUCUUCUGGCUGUCUUGGUUAUUACUAUAACUGUAGUACUUGGAGUAUAUUUGUGGGGAUUACUCAAGAAAGUCCCCCAGGUGGAGGUGGAUUCAGGGGUGGAGUCUGUCCAGCUGCCCUGUAAAGCCACAGUUCACCUGCCUGCAGAUGCUAAGGUGGAGUGGAAGGUUGAUUACGACACAAAAGUCCACGCAUAUCAGAGCGGUUCUGACCAGCUUGAAGGACAGCACCAGGUUUACAGAGACCGAACAAAAACGAAUGAAGACCUGCUGAAAACUGGAGACCUCAGUCUGACCAUGAAAAACCCCACAGAGAGAGACAACUACACCUACACCUGCACCGUCUACAGCAGGGAGGGAAACAUCGUGCUGAGGAAACAAGUGGAGCUGAACGUCAGAGAACCGAAUAUGGAGAAAGAUCCAAAUGGAGAUGAACCUAUGGAUUACUCACUUGUAGGAACCCUACCGGAUAGAAACAAUACGGGAACUGACAACCAAGUGGAAAAUGAAACCAUCACCAUGUUGGAUGAACCUCCUGGAGAUUCAGUCGAAGAACCAGUAAGCCAAUCAGUUGAGGUGCCUGAUUAA
This is a messenger RNA of Archocentrus centrarchus (flier cichlid), 1332 nucleotides long. RefSeq lists its product as uncharacterized. The coding region runs from base 1 to 1332 and encodes 443 amino acids. The transcript is spliced from 7 exons. Gene Ontology annotation, cellular component: external side of plasma membrane. Gene Ontology annotation, biological process: cellular response to lipopolysaccharide; negative regulation of T cell proliferation; immune response. The record is from RefSeq and is a predicted model, not a curated record. Lineage: Eukaryota; Metazoa; Chordata; Actinopteri; Cichliformes; Cichlidae.